This is a messenger RNA of Mauremys mutica (yellowpond turtle), 2329 nucleotides long. RefSeq names its product regulating synaptic membrane exocytosis 3 (gene RIMS3). Gene Ontology annotation, cellular component: cytoskeleton of presynaptic active zone; presynaptic membrane. NCBI's taxonomy places the organism in Eukaryota, Metazoa, Chordata, Testudines, Geoemydidae. Gene Ontology annotation, biological process: regulation of membrane potential; regulation of synaptic plasticity; positive regulation of synaptic transmission. Gene Ontology annotation, molecular function: transmembrane transporter binding; small GTPase binding. The coding region runs from base 95 to 1024 and encodes 309 amino acids. The transcript is spliced from 7 exons. The record is from RefSeq and is a predicted model, not a curated record.
CUUUUAUUCCUGUUAUACCUGGACGCUGUUGUCGGACUCCUCUAUUUGCUGAGCCCGCCCAGGAGCUCCCAGGACGGAGAGCGACUAGCUGACCAUGUUUAACGGGGAGACGAGUUCCUCCUCGGCUAAAAAUGUGGUUCGCAGCUCCAGCAUCAGCGGCGAGAUGUACAACGUCGAGAAGAGCAGUGGAGGCAACCCAGACUCGGCCAGCAUCACCUCCAACAAGAAGAGGCGCUCGAGCCUCGGGGCCAAGAUGGUGGCUAUCGUGGGGCUGUCCCAAUGGAGCAAGAGCACCCUGCAACUCAACCAGCCCGACGGCGGCCCAAAGAAGCUGCGCAGUAACAUCCGGCGGAGCACGGAAACCGGCAUCGCUGUGGAGAUGAGGAACAGGGUCACCCGGCAGGGCAGCCGGGAAUCGACCGACGGCAGCACCAACAGUAAUAGCUCCGAUGGCACAUUCAUUUUCCCCAUGACCCGGCUGGGAGCCGAGAGCCAAUUCAGUGACUUUUUAGACGGGCUCGGGCCGGCGCAGAUUGUUGGCCGGCAGACACUGGCAACGCCGCCGAUGGGUGAUGUCCACAUUGGGAUGAUCGACAGGAGUGGGCAGCUGGAGGUGGAGGUGAUCCAGGCCAGGGGCCUCACCCCAAAGCUGGGUUCCAAGUCCAUUCCUGCAACUUAUGUUAAAGUUUAUCUGCUGGAGAAUGGGACCUGCCUGGCCAAGAAGAAGACCAAGAUGGCCAAGAAGACCUGGGACCCGUUCUACCAGCAGGCGCUGCUCUUUGAUGAGGGCCCACAGGGCAGAGUUUUGCAGGUGAUUGUCUGGGGAGAUUAUGGCCGCAUGGACCACAAGUGCUUCAUGGGAAUGGCGCAGAUUGUCUUGGAAGAACUGGAUCUCUCCAACAUGGUCACAGGCUGGUACAAACUCUUCCCCACUUCCUCGCUGGCGGACUCCACCAUCGGCCCUCUGACCCGUCGCCUCUCCCAGUCCUCUCUAGAGAGUUCUACAAGUCCUUCUUGCCCCUAAGGGGCAGGGCUCAGGGCACGGGUGGGAAGGAAACAAGCUGGCCUACCAAAACCUUUGGUGGAACGGCUGUAAAUAUUCUGUGUCUGGUUUGGUUUCAUUUUUUUCCCCUCCCUCCCUGAAACGAGCUGUUCUCAACAUAUUCCUCGCCAGCUACAACGUUCCACCGCGUAGGCAGGGGACUUUAAACGAGAGGGGUGGGAAGGAGAAACAAGAACAAACUUGUGACGCAGAACAAGUGAUGUGACUGACUGACAACCGAUCCCAAGACUGUUACCGCAUCUCAUUGAGUCAUAUUCGGAAAGGAGUCAAACAAUGGACCAUAUUUCUCAUCUGAACAGCUGGCGGGAGCGUCUUGGAUCCGAUUCAAUCCCACUGCAAGUAGCAUGUUAACUCAAUUUUGUUUUGCCUCCCUUUUGUUUUCCUGAUCAUUGAGGGAAAAAAUAGCUUUUUUUAAAAAAGAAAAGAAAAAUGAAUAUAUUCAGCACUACUACUUUUUUUAACGGAAUGUAGCAUCUUAUAAUAUUAUGUAGCCUGCCAUGUGCUAAUUUAAAACACAUUCUCUCUCUGCAAUAUCUAGGAGGGACACUCUGCCUACCGACAGGAACCAUCCGCCAGUCACUUGCUGUUUUGGUAGAUUCCUGACACAAAUCUUGCAAGGUCGAGCAAGCAAUCUGUUGAUCACUUUUUUCUUUGGUAGCAUGUAGCCUGUGACAAGUGACUCUGCCAAAGCAGUAGGGGAAGAAAAAGGUGCAUUUGACCUGACUGUUAUUUAAGUGUAUUAUGGUUCUGUCUUGAUGUUCCACACUUUCAAAUUAUUUUGAAGGACCACACCCACCAUGCCUCAUACAACAGUUCCUACUAGGAGGAGGUGAUGCAAAGGGAAGCUUGCAAUGAUGGUUGAAUUGAACUUCUAGUCAGUCUCAUCUUUGCUCAUUCACCCCUAGGCGAGGUCCAACUUGUAGCUGAAAGGUUUCCACACUCAAUUACUGCAUUUCAGGGAGCAAACAGAGGGUUUGUCAGAACAUAUACAGCCCAUAACCAGAAAGAAGGGCUGAAUGCACCUUUUUCCAACCCUCGAUUCAUUGGUAUGCUGCAGGGAAACAUCUCAGUUGUAUUCACUAUGGAUCUGGCGUAAGGGUGACAGAUAGGUUACAAAACAAACUAGAUGUUUUGAAUUUAUUACAGUGAUGACUGUUUGUUUUAUUGUUGUUGUUUUUUUAAAGCAGUAUUCUGGUUCCCAAAGAGGACCAGUUCUUGUAGCAAAACUGAGAAUUAUGGAAGCUUUUUAUGAAGGUGCCUAAUGAA